AUGCAGGAUUCGAGAUACGUUCCCAAUCCUCUCCGGCCGUACUACGUCCCUCCAUCCAUUGGAACCGAGCCGCUGCCAAAUGCUACCUUGGGUGGCUCGAAACCUAGCACUCAAGGACCGAGUUUCGCGUUUCCCGACAUCGACUACUCCGACUACAUUUCUGAUAAUUCGCCAUCUCUGCCAGGAUCAGUCAAAUCCAUAGUUGAUCGUGCGUUAUGGAAAUAUGCAAAUGUUGUGCUUGCGCAGCCCUUCGAGGUUGCAAAGCUCAUUCUGCAGGCACGCGUUGCCCAGGAUGAGGAGGAAGAAGAAGAAGACAAAAAGCCACGAAAGAGGUAUGCAUAUAGUGAAGCAGGGGAGGAGGGCGCGUAUGGGCAUGAGGACUAUGACUACGAGCAUUCAUCGGACGACGAACCAAAUUAUUUCACGUCGACUGCGCCCUUGGAGCAAUCGAUCUCGACUCGCUUGCCAGCUCGGGGCCGGCGUGGAAGGCCACCUCGAGAGACGGCAUCCUCACGAAUGCCGGAGCGCCCUCAACAACCCGAUGUGCAAUUACACCUCAAGAACCCUCACUCUCUUCUUGAUGCCCUCUCGUCGCUGUCGUCGAGUGGCGGGGCGUUGGCGAUGUGGCGGGCCACCAAUUCUACAUUCGUAUAUAACAUUCUGACCCGGACGUUGGAGACCUUCUUCAGGAGCUUCCUGGCGGCUGUUUUCGGGGUGGCAGAGAGUGACAUUCUCGCUACGUCGGCGCCGGGAGCACUUCCGGACAUCUCUAUUCUCAACUCUACCGCUCCGGUAGCCACCAUCAUGAUCAGCAGCGCAGCGGCAGCAAUGUCUGCGCUUGUCCUCGCACCCAUCGAUGCCGCGCGAACCAGACUCAUCCUCACACCUUCUAGUCAAGAACCUCGGACACUGCUCGGCACUCUACGGACAUUGCCAACUCCGUACCUCAUCCCCAGCCACCUUAUCCCCAUCACCUUCUUCACCUCGACUCUACCGACACUCAUCUCCACGAGCACUCCAGUAUUCCUCAAGACCUAUCUCGGGCUGGAUCCCGCCAUGAAUCCCGCUACUUGGAGUCUUGCAACAUUUGUGGGGUCGGCCUUGGAUCUGUCAGUCAAGUUCCCCUUAGAGACUGUCCUCCGCCGAGCCCAGAUUGCUACCUGGACAUCGCCAGCAUAUGCACCCCCUUCUUCCUCCUCGAAACGCAAGGCUAUCACGACCAUUGUCCCGGUGCCACAGUCCUACCGAGGAAUUCUACCGACCUUCUGGAGCAUUGCCCGGGAAGAAGGUUACUCGGAGACGCGAAAAGACAAAACCGCGGCAUUGAUGGGCAAAGCCCCCCGGCGGAAAAGGAAGGGCCAGGGGAUUGAAGGGCUGUACCGCGGCUGGCGGGUUGGCUUCUGGGGAUUGAUCGGGGUAUGGGGGACAUCAUUUGUGGGAGGCCUCCAAAGCGGCAACGAGUCGGCGGCGGCGGAAGCUGGUGUCCACGGCGGUAAGUUUUGA
Molecule: messenger RNA, 1503 nt
Organism: Cladophialophora psammophila CBS 110553
Lineage: Eukaryota; Fungi; Ascomycota; Eurotiomycetes; Chaetothyriales; Herpotrichiellaceae
Exons: 1
Coding region: 1-1503 (500 amino acids)
Source: RefSeq, a predicted model, not a curated record